Morus notabilis is the source of this 750-nucleotide messenger RNA. Its product is annotated as transcriptional regulator SUPERMAN. Lineage: Eukaryota; Viridiplantae; Streptophyta; Magnoliopsida; Rosales; Moraceae. The coding region runs from base 1 to 750 and encodes 249 amino acids. The record is from RefSeq and is a predicted model, not a curated record. The transcript has a single exon.
AUGGAGAGGAACAGCAGUUUGAGCUUGAAAGAUCGUCAUCAGAGGAAUAAUAUCAACAAUAUUAAUAUUCCUAAAGAUCAGUACUCAUGGAGUCAUGUCUACAACAACAACCAGAGCUAUGAAGAAGACUACAUGAUGAAUGGAUUUUCAUGGCCUCCAAGAUCCUACACUUGCAGCUUUUGCAAAAGAGAAUUCAGAUCGGCUCAAGCUCUCGGCGGCCACAUGAACGUUCACCGCAAAGACCGAGCCAGGCUCAGGCAGUCCCCUCCAAGAUCAGACCAUGGCGGCGGCCGGUACGGUAGUGGUACUACUUUUCUUAACCUUAACAUGAAUCCUAGUUUCUCAACUUGCCACUCUUUGAUUCCUGCCCCAUUAUCCUCUCUGACUUCACCACCUCUUUCUUCCUUAACAUCUUCUCCAUAUUCUGCUUAUAAUUGCCCUAACAAUGAAAGCAAGAAAUGGCCAUGGACCGGUCAUCAUGUGGAGUACCGUAGUACCAAUCAACUCGAUCCAUUGACCUACAUCAACGGCUCAGACUUAGCAAAAAGUACGAAGAACAAACAGUCUGUUUGUGGGGUCGAAGAACACGAUGGUUUCGCAGGAAAAAAUAUUACGCAGUACUGCAAGAGUUUAAACAAAGCAGAUCAGACAACUGCUGUUAGAUUGGACUUGGAGAUCGGUCUUCUUGGUGCUGAUUCUAAGAUGGCUCGAGACUUGGAUUUGGAACUUCGAUUAGGAUACUCUAAUUAA